Molecule: messenger RNA, 576 nt
Organism: Plutella xylostella (diamondback moth)
Lineage: Eukaryota; Metazoa; Arthropoda; Insecta; Lepidoptera; Plutellidae
Biological process (GO): chorion-containing eggshell formation; multicellular organism development
Cellular component (GO): egg chorion
Molecular function (GO): structural constituent of egg chorion
Source: RefSeq, a predicted model, not a curated record
UUUCUACGGAAAUACUUCUCUGAAUUUCUCAACAAACAUGGUAUAAAUAGGCAAUGUUUAAUUUCCAAAACCAGUGUCAAGUCAGUCCUUGAACAAUCACCUCUAAAAUGGCCAAGUGCGCUUUGUUAUUCCUCUUCGCUCAGGCUCUGCUCAUCCAGAGCAUCUACGGCCAGUGCGUCCGUCCCGUCAACAGCUGCGGUGGAGUAUCAUACGGUGGACUUAACGGAAUCGGUGGCUUGCCCUACGGUGGACUCGGCGGGAUCGGUGGCUUGUCGUACGGUGGACUCAAUGGCAUCGUCGGCAACAACUACGGGGCUUCCAGCUACGGUGGCUACGGAGGCUCUGGGGUUGGUGAGAUCGCUGCCCUCGGCUCCCUUGGGGUUGGUGGUCAGACCCUAAUCGAAGGGAACCUCCCGACCAGUGGAGCCGUCACCUUCAGUGCCAACCUCCCCGCUGCCGGUCUGGUCACCAUCGUGGGCAACAACCCUGGCAUCUGCAGCUGCGCUUGCCCCAACCUGGCUUACUACUGAUUUGAAAUGAUUUGAGCACGAAAUAAAUUACACAUUGCAUCAAUUA